AAAACGUCACCACAGUCGUAUCCUUACUACUGAAGUGGGUAACGCAGUGAGAGAAUCUGAAUAUAAUAUCUAUCCGAGUUAACACGUCGUCAACAUGAAGGGUAUUAUCUUGCUGGUGCUGGGAAUAGGCCUUCUUCAUACAGCAUCUGCUGUGACUCACUCCCUGAAGUAUUUCUACACCGCAUCUUCUGAAGUUCCCAACUUCCCAGAGUUCGUGGUUGUGGGGAUGGUGGAUGGUGUUCAGAUGGUUCACUAUGACAGCAACAGCCAGAGAGCGGUGCCCAAACAGGACUGGGUAAACAAGGCAGCAGACCCACAGUACUGGGAGAGGAACACUGGGAAUUUUAAGGGGUCCCAGCAGACUUUCAAAGCCAACAUCGAUAUUGUAAAGCAGCGUUUUAACCAAAGUGGAGGUGUGCACAUUGUCCAGAUGAUGUACGGUUGUGAGUGGGAUGAUGAGACUGGAGUCACAGAGGGGUUUGAACAGCAUGGAUAUGAUGGAGAGGAUUUCAUAGCAUUUGACCUGAAAACAACAAAAUGGAUCGCUCCAAUGCCACAGGCAGUCAUCACCAAACACAAGUUGGACAGUAACACAGCUAACAAUGAGUACAAAAAAAACUACUACACCCAGACCUGCAUUGAUUGGCUGAAGAAGUAUGUGGACUAUGGGAAGAGCACUCUGAUGAGGACAGUCUGUCCCUCAGUGUCUCUGUUCCAGAAGACCUCCUCCUCUCUAGUGACCUGCCACGCGACAGGUUUCUACCCCAGUGAUGUCAUGGUGUCCUGGCAGAAAGACGGACAAGAUCACCAUGAAGAUGUGGAGUAUGGAGAGACUCUCCCCAACGAUGAUGGAACCUUCCAGAAAAGCUCCCACCUGACAGUGACGCCUGAGGACAGGAAGAACAGCAAGUAUCAGUGUGUGGUUCAAGUCAAGGGUAUCAAGGAGGACUUCAUCAAGGUUCUGCCUGACCUGGAUGCCGCCAACGUUGUCCCCAUCAUUGUAGGGGUGGUAGCUCUCCUCUUGGUCGUCGUUGCUGUUGUUGUUGGGGUCGUCAUUUGGAGGAAGAGGAGCAAGAAAGGCUUUGUUCCAACCAGCACUUCCGACACUGACUCUGACAACUCUGGGAGAGCUGCCCCGCAGAUUUGAGAGACCUCUGCACUUCUGUAACAUCAGAGAAGGUGCUGAAGAGGAACUUCUCAAGAACAUAACACACUUAUACUUGCACACACACAACACAGGAGGUUGGUGUCACCUUAAUUGGGUAGAGCGGGCUUGUGGUAAUUGCUAGAGUGGAAUGAGUGGAAUGGUACCAAAUAUAUCAAACACAUGGUUUGAUCUACUCCGUUCCAGCCAUUAUUAUGAGCUGUCCUCCCCUUCAGAAGCCUCCUGUGACACACACACACUGUAAACACAGAUCCAUACAUCAAUGACAAAAAUCUGCUGUCAAAAAUAUUAUUUGUUGAUUUUCAUUUGAACAGUUCUACUUUCAUUUAAUCUAUGGUUUGGCUUUUUAAAGUAUUGUUAUGUGUUUUUAAUUGUUAAAUGUUAAAUGUUAUAUUGCCACUAUGAGGUUUCUCAUUCUUACAGGUAUACUAGAAUCAUUGUUGUGAGAUGUUAAAUUAAGAUUUGAACUUAAAUUGUUCUACAGAUAAAACACAAAUUUGUUUGAUUUUCUUUUAACCGAAGCCAUCAAAACAACCACAUUUAAAAGAUAUUGCCGGAAAAAAUAAAUGACUUUGUGUGUGUAGCUGCACAUGUGUAGGUUUUAGUGGGAUAACAGAGUAAUUGUGUGACAUAUUCAAACUUUGCUCACUCUGUCUUGUUUAAUUGUAUGGCCAUAAACCAGACAAGGCCUAUCAUCAACAUGUUCCAUUUGUAAAUGUUUCUCUUUUAACUAAAGUGGCUUUAUUGCUGUAGUUUUUAUGAUACGUUUGAUUUCUGAUAUUUUUUUGGGGGGGGUAGUUAGUUGUGUAGAAAUAAGUUGGUGAUGGGGCAAGUUGAACAAUUAUUUUAUUACAAAUGUUUGUGCUUUGUACAUUAUGGAUGCUCCACACAAAGUAAUGAUCGACCAAAUCUAAUGCAAGUCCAGAAAACAGCAUGGCAAAUUUGAUCCAUUUAAGAGAUAGAUAAUGAAGCAGCGAAACCACAAAUUAGAGACCAAAUUCAUGCGUUCUGUCAUAAUGCUCUUACACUUUUCAAUAAAGUCUACCAAAUUUGAAUCAAAGUGUCAUACUCUGCCUUUUAAUAAUGUUUGCAGUAAGAUAUGUUCUAAACAGCAAAGGAUUUGAAGUGAAACAAAUAUCAUUUUGUAUAUGGGUUUAAGAAGAAGUAAUAUAUAUUUUGAUGAUCUGUAUGAAAGAUGCUGGGGUGGCAGGUAGGUUAGUGUGAGUGUUGGGCCACUAGCCGACUAGGAAAAAAUCUGUCUGUGCCCUUAAGCAAGACACUUAAACCCCUAUUGCUCCUGUAAAUUGCUCUGGGUAACAACGUCUGAUGACUAAAGUGUCAAAUAUAAAUGUUUGAAUAAAAUACUUCUUAAAAAAGGGG
Messenger RNA from Oncorhynchus kisutch (coho salmon), 2545 nucleotides. Its product is annotated as class I histocompatibility antigen, F10 alpha chain. The record is from RefSeq and is a predicted model, not a curated record. The transcript is spliced from 8 exons. Lineage: Eukaryota; Metazoa; Chordata; Actinopteri; Salmoniformes; Salmonidae. Gene Ontology annotation, cellular component: external side of plasma membrane. Bases 95 to 1147 code for a protein of 350 amino acids. Gene Ontology annotation, biological process: immune response.